Delphinapterus leucas (beluga whale) is the source of this 722-nucleotide messenger RNA. RefSeq names its product RNA polymerase I and III subunit D (gene POLR1D). The record is from RefSeq and is a predicted model, not a curated record. Gene Ontology annotation, cellular component: RNA polymerase III complex; RNA polymerase I complex. Gene Ontology annotation, biological process: transcription elongation by RNA polymerase I; transcription by RNA polymerase III. NCBI's taxonomy places the organism in Eukaryota, Metazoa, Chordata, Mammalia, Artiodactyla, Monodontidae. Gene Ontology annotation, molecular function: protein dimerization activity; DNA binding.
UUCCUUCCGUCCGCGCUCCUCCCGUCAGUCCUUCCUUCCUGCGGCGCCUGCUCGCUUCGAGGUAUGGGGCAGCGCCUCCGGCCAGCCAGCACCACCUGAGGAUCCCGGAAGUCGCCCCCGCCAUGGAAGACGACCAGGAGCUGGAGAGAAAAAUAUCUGGAUUGAAGACCCCAAUGGCUGAAGGCGAGAGGAAGACAGCCCUGGAAAUGGUCCAGGCAGCUGGGACAGAUAGACACUGUGUGACAUUUGUAUUGCACGAGGAGGACCAUACCCUAGGAAAUUCUCUUCGUUACAUGAUCAUGAAGAACCCGGAAGUGGAGUUUUGUGGUUAUACUACAACCCAUCCUUCAGAGAGCAAAAUUAAUUUGCGCAUACAGACUCGAGGUGCCCUUCCAGCUGUUGAGCCCUUUCAGAGAGGCCUGACUGAGCUCAUGAAUGUCUGCCAGCAUGUGCUUGACAAGUUUGAGGCCAGCAUAAAGGAAUAUAAGGAUCAAAAAGCCAGCAGAAAUGAAGCCACAUUCUAGUCCCUUAUGCACUAUACAGGGAGGACUGACCACUAGGAUAUUCUAUUCGUGCUCUUGCAAAACCCAGAAGUAAACGUUUGUGAUUACAUGAUCUGUCCUGCAGAAAGGCCUGCUUCUAGCUCUUAACCCGUUUCAGCUGUUGGAGUCCCUGCAAGAAACUGUAUUCUUCUAAUAAAUUCCCUCUUUUAUUUAAACUGA